CGUUGCGAUAUCAUCUAAACCCGUUAAAUACGCCACUAAUACGGUUCAAUUUGUAAAUAGAUGUAGAAUAUAAAUAUCCCUCCAGGUACCUAUUUACAAAUUAAUAAAUUAAUAAACGAAUACUACAAUGCCCACGAUAGCAAUCUCAGGUGCCUCCGGCAAACUAGGCGGCGCAACGCUCUCCGCGCUGCUCGCGCACAACCUCAUCCCCGCAUCCUCCAUCAUCGCACUAACAUCCUCACCUCCCAACUCAUCCACAUUCGCCGCCCUAGCCGCCACCGCCCCCGGCCUCCAAGUACGCCACGCCAGCUUCGAGGACCUGCCGUCGUUCGAGCAGGCGUUGCACGGCGCGGAUCGGUUCUUCCUAGUGUCGACGCCGCACAUACAGCUAGAUUUCGACCGUCUUGUUCAAGACGACGAAAAGAAGGAGAAGAAGUGGGUCGAGGUCCCCGACGGCCAAGGCCGCGAGCGGCACCAUCGCACCGCCAUCGACGCCGCGGUCAAAGCCGGCGUAAAGCACAUAUUCUACUCGAGCCUGGCGUUCGCGUACUCGCCGCCGGCCCGGUCCGGGAAGCGCACCAGCAAAGCGGCCGUCAUGCGCGCGCAUCUGCGCACCGAGGCGUAUCUGGCGCGGCUCCGCGACGAGGGCACGCUCGAGAACGUGACGGUCAUCCGCGAGGGGCUGUACGCCGAGUCCUGGCCGCUGUACCUGGGAUACUUUGCGCCCGACGGCGACGGCGACGACGGCCGGCGCGAAGUAGAAGUGCCGCUCGCGGGAGACGGGAGGGCGAGCUGGACGGCGAUCCGGGAUCUGGGCGUUGCGAACGCGGUGGUUCUAGCGGCGGCGGAAAGUGGGGAGUUUGGGAACCGCAUGUUUUACCUGUCGACUAGAGCUAGGACGGCGAAGAGCAUGGCUGAGAUGGCGGGGCUGGUGGGCGCGGCUCGGGGGCGGGGGAUCAGCGUGAGGGUUGUGGGGAGGAGGGAGCACGAGAGGUAUUAUGUGGAAGAGCGGGGGUUGGACGCCGCGGCGGUUAGGUGGUGGGCUAGUACGUAUGAGGCGCUGGAGGAGGGGGAGUGCGAAGUUGAUGAUGGGAUGUUGGAGGAGCUGUUGGGGCGUGUGGGGGUGAAGCCGGAGGGGGUGGAGGAGGUGGUGAGGAGGAUGGUUAAGGGGUAGGGGGGGUUAAUAUAGAGAGGAAAGGAGAGGAAAAGAGAGGACGAGAGGGCUGGCGUUACUGUCGAGUAUGAUUCUGGGUGAUAGUUGCACUUAGGGGGCAAGAUAAAAGCCCGUAUCGCAGAGACUAUUGGAUUAUCUCGAGGUAAAUAGGGGGCUGUAUAUAUCAGAUAGAACUACAUGCAAUACCCUCUGAUUCUAAUCUACCCGGCAGUGAGAUUCCUCUUCUCAAGUCGACAGAUAUAAUCAACAACUAUAAUCAAUAACAACAACAGAAGAACGUCCAUCUCUUCAUGCAAUUAACAC
Molecule: messenger RNA, 1477 nt
Organism: Daldinia decipiens
Lineage: Eukaryota; Fungi; Ascomycota; Sordariomycetes; Xylariales; Hypoxylaceae
Product: NAD(P)-binding protein
Exons: 1
Coding region: 128-1174 (348 amino acids)
Source: RefSeq, a predicted model, not a curated record